AUGGCUAAGGGGAAAGCAAAAGGGAAGAAGAUCACCUUGAAAAUUGCCAAAAAUUCCAUCCGGAUAGCUCCUGACGGAGCGCGUCGUCUUGACUUAAGCAAGAUGGGUAUCACCACCUUCCCCAACUGCAUUCUGAAACUGGCUGAUGUGGAAGAACUUGACUUGAGCAGAAACAUGUUAAAAAAGAUUCCAAACAGCAUCCAGAAGUUUGAGAAACUGCGCUGGCUGGACCUGCAUAGUAAUCAGCUUGAGGACUUGCCCAAGGCAAUAGGUACACUUCAGAACCUCUUCUACCUGAAUAUAUCCAACAACAAGCUGACCACCAAAAAUCUCCCAGAGGAGUUGAACCUUCUCAAGAACCUGCAUAUUCUCAACCUUGGCUUGAACUGUCUUGACAGUAUUCCCACCAGCCUUGGGGCCUUGAAGGAACUUCAGGAGAUAGGUCUCUUUGACAAUUCCUUGACCACCAUCCCAAACAGUGUGAAAAAUCUUCCCAACCUCAAAAAACUGAAUGCAGACAGAAAUCCUUUUCCAGAUUUAAUAGAGAAAGAAGAGUAUGCCGACUCCAUUAAACGCGUAGAAACGCUUUACUUAGUGCAAGAGAAAGACCUGUGCUCUUCCUGCCUGAAGGUGUGUCAGGGUGAGAAGGACAAGCUGAGUAAGCUAAACAGUGAGACGCCUAGCUCUUCAAAGCAGCGAAGUUUCCCUUUACUCCUUACACCCAAUUCCACUGCAAGGGAUAACCAAGAAGAAUGGAGAUUAAAAGACACACAUCCUUGA
Nestor notabilis (Kea) is the source of this 780-nucleotide messenger RNA. It is a transcript of the gene LRRC18, whose product is annotated as leucine rich repeat containing 18. The record is from RefSeq and is a predicted model, not a curated record. NCBI's taxonomy places the organism in Eukaryota, Metazoa, Chordata, Aves, Psittaciformes, Psittacidae. Bases 1 to 780 code for a protein of 259 amino acids. Gene Ontology annotation, molecular function: protein binding. The transcript has a single exon.